GUGGCCUCGGGAACGGGGUCCCCGAAACACCUGGGUGUACCCUACUCCGCUCCCACCGAUCCCUACGGCGUGGGGACCUUUUAACUCAUGCCGUGGCCCCUAAGGUCUUAGGACUGCGCAGCCUUUCGAGGUCCUGGGUAGCAUUGCCCUCCCUUGCAGAGUCUUGGGACCCUGGCAUCUUAAACCACCCCCCUCAAAACCUCCACAAAAAAAAAAAACAAAAAAAAAACACCCUCUCUGCGGCCGGGAGAGGUAUUAAAGACUUCAACUCCCAGUAGCCUUCGCAGCACCAGGCCGGAUCUGACACCCCUUCUCACCACCGCCCGGCGCGCGUGGGGACCGGUCCGCAGCCCCUGAUCCGCCCUGCAGCCCCCAUGGGCUGCCGCCCGCCGCCGCCUCGGGUGCGACCCAGGACCAGGCAGGGAUAAGCGCAGCCCCAAUUCGCCCUCCCCAUUCCCUUAGGCUCUGCUCCUCGCCUCUCUCCCUCCCUCAACUUUGCUCCACUCUCCCCAGCCACCACCACACCUGCCCCUCUUCUGUGCCCCGCUUCGCCAGCUCCCUGUCCGUCCCAGUCUGGCGCCUUCGUGUACUUUCCCACCCAAGCCCCUCCGCAUACCGUUCCUGCUGCCUGAAUGUUUUUCCUGGCUCAGCCCCACUGCCCACUGCUCAAGGUGGGCUCUGUCUCGUCCCCUGCAUCCCAGGGAGCCCAUGCUGAUCGUCUGUCCCCGGUCCUUGGGGACACAUCCUCCAGCUGUGUUUCUUUUAAGCUACUUCUCCUGGCCUUCCAGCAUCUCGUUUGUUGGUGUGUGUUGGCUUUCUGGUUUGCUCUUGGUCCCUGCUGCUCUGAUUGGGGCCCCAGGAAGUCAGGGCACCCUGGUCCUUUCUUUCCUGCUGUAUCUGCCACAGCCCACACAGUGCCUGGUGCCUAGCUGACACUCGGUGGAUGUUUGUUGAAUGAACGAGUGAAUGAUGUGUGGCAUCACCAGGUGUGUCUUCCCCUAAGUCUGUCCCUUCCCCUGUGUGCCCCUAACCUUUGACUCCUUAUCUGCCUGUCCCUUUAUCUGUGCCUCCUGCCUGUCCCUCUGCUGCCUUCCCCAGCGUCCCCGUUCUCUGUCCCCCUGUCCACUCAUGCCCAUCUCUGCCCCGUUGGUGUGUCCAACCCUGUUCUUCUUUUCUUGCCCACCCACACUCUUGGCCCUUGUGUCUCUCGGCUCCUGAUUUGCUCCUUGCCUUCCCUCCCCCCAAUAUCUGUCCCCUCGUCCCUCGUCCCUCUUGCUCUACUUUCGGCCCCUGAUCUGUCCAUCCCUCCUCUGUUCCCUCGCCCAUCCUUCUCUCUCUCUCUCUCUCUCUCUCUCUCUCUCUCCCUCCCUCUGCCCACUCUCCACACCCCUGCUCCCCUCCUGCUCCAUUCCCUUCCCUUCUGCACCUCGCCCCGCGCCUCCCAAGUACAGGACCAGGCGGCCACCAUGUCUGGAGACUACGAGGAAGACCUCUGCCGGCGAGCGCUCAUCCUGGUCUCAGAGCUCUGUGCGAGGUUCCGAGACACUGACACCAGAGACAGAUGCCAGGAGUUCAACAGCCGGAUCCCCGGCUACCCCCGGGGCCCCGACGCAGACAUUUCUGUGAGUCUGCUGUCGGUCAUCGUGACCUUCUGUGGCAUUGUCCUUCUCGGCGUCUCCCUCUUCGUGUCCUGGAAGUUGUGCUGGGUGCCCUGGAGGGACAAGGGCGGCUCUGCGGUGGGCGGCGGCCCCCUGCGCAAAGACCUGGGCCCUGGUGUGGGGCUGGCAGGGCUGGUGGGCGGCGGACACCUGGGCACCGGCCUGGGCGGGCACCCUCUGCUGGGCGGCCACCACGCCCACGCCCACGCCGCCCAGCACCCGCCCUUCGCCGAGCUGCUGGAGCCGGGCGGCCUGGGGGGCUCCGACCCCCCCGAGCCCUCCUACUUGGACAUGGACUCCUAUCCCGAGGCUGCAGCCGCCGCUGUGGUGGCUGCCGGGGUCAAACCGAGCCAGACGUCGCCUGAGCUGCCCUCCGAGGCCGGGGCGGGCUCGGGGCUGCUGCUGCUGCCGCCCAGCGGUGGUGGCUUGCCCAGCGCCCAGUCGCAUCACCAGGUCACAAGCCUCGCACCCAGCACCAGGUACCCAGCCCUGCCUCGGCCCCUCACGCAGCAGACCCUGACUACACAGUCAGACCCCAGCAGUGAGGAGCGGCCACCCGCCCUCCCCCUGCCUCUGCCCGGCGGUGAGGAGAAGGCCAAACUCAUCGGCCAGAUCAAGCCGGAGCUGUACCAGGGGACUGGGCCAGGUGGCCGGAGGGGCGGCGGAGGCUCAGGCGAGGCGGGGACCCCCUGCGGCCGCAUCAGCUUUGCCCUGAGGUAUCUGUACGGCUCCGACCAGCUGGUGGUGCGGAUCCUGCAGGCCUUGGACCUCCCGGCCAAGGACUCCAAUGGCUUCUCAGACCCCUACGUGAAGAUCUACCUGCUACCCGACCGCAAGAAGAAAUUUCAGACUAAGGUGCACAGGAAGACCCUGAACCCCGUCUUCAAUGAGACGUUCCAGUUCUCGGUGCCCCUGGCUGAGCUGGCCCAGCGCAAGCUGCACUUCAGCGUCUAUGACUUUGACCGCUUCUCGCGGCAUGACCUCAUCGGCCAGGUGGUGCUAGACAACCUCCUGGAGCUGGCUGAGCAGCCCCCCGACCGCCCGCUCUGGAGGGACAUCAUGGAGGGUGGCUCGGAAAAGGCAGAUCUUGGGGAGCUCAACUUUUCACUCUGCUACCUCCCCACGGCCGGGCGCCUCACCGUGACCAUCAUUAAAGCCUCUAACCUCAAAGCGAUGGACCUCACGGGCUUCUCAGACCCCUACGUAAAGGCCUCUCUGAUCAGCGAGGGGCGGCGUCUGAAGAAGCGCAAAACCUCCAUCAAGAAGAACACGCUGAACCCCACGUACAACGAGGCGCUGGUGUUCGACGUGGCCCCCGAGAGCGUGGAAAACGUGGGGCUCAGCAUCGCCGUGGUGGACUACGAUUGCAUCGGGCACAAUGAGGUGAUCGGCGUGUGCCGCGUGGGCCCCGAGGCCGCCGACCCCCACGGCCGCGAGCACUGGGCCGAGAUGCUGGCCAACCCGCGCAAGCCUGUGGAGCACUGGCACCAGCUGGUGGAGGAGAAGACUCUGACCAGCUUCACAAAAGGCGGCAAAGGACUAUCAGAGAAGGAGAACUCAGAGUGAGGGUCUGGCCUGGGCCGGAGGUCUGACCAGGCCCCCUCAGGACCGGACCCCAUCCUUUCCUGCCCGGACCGAGAACUCAUCUCCUCGAAGCCAUAGCGUCCGAGCUGCUGGUGCAGGGCUGCCCUGGGCCCGCCUCUCCUUCCUGGACUCGUGUGGGUGGGCAGUGGGCAGCCCAGCGCCGUGGUUCAGGGUGGGGGGCAUUUAGCCUCCACUGUCUGUCUUGUCUUCCCUGGGGCUCCCCCUUGGGGCAAGGGACCGUGCAUGUCUGGGAGACUCCUUCCCCUCCCCUCCGUCUCUGUCUCUUCACUGUUGUCCAAAGCCUGGUCUCCCAGUUCUUGUUCUCACCGUGAAUGUCACCAGACCAGCCCUGUGUCCCCAGACACACACACCUGUGUCCCCUACUGUGUUCACCAGCCCCCGAGUCUGGCCGACCCCCUACCCCCACCCCGCUGCUGCUAACAACGCCAGAAUAAACACUCCGUGGGUCUCACCA
Molecule: messenger RNA, 3717 nt
Organism: Heterocephalus glaber (naked mole-rat)
Lineage: Eukaryota; Metazoa; Chordata; Mammalia; Rodentia; Bathyergidae
Gene: Syt3
Product: synaptotagmin 3
Biological process (GO): calcium-ion regulated exocytosis
Cellular component (GO): exocytic vesicle; plasma membrane
Molecular function (GO): calcium-dependent phospholipid binding; calcium ion binding; SNARE binding
Source: RefSeq, a predicted model, not a curated record